GGGGGGUGGAGAGCUGAGGAUCCUCUGUAUUUCCCUCAGACUGCCAACCAUACAAUGACAGAGUCUGUCUGAUAGAGCAACAUGUCAGUUUCUGGAUGUUUUAUAUGGAUUUUCUUCUCCUCGUGGGGAAUAACUGCAGCCAGUGUAGGGACUCUACCUCAUGUGAUAAAGUACCAAACAGUGAUACCUCAGAGGCUGAAGGAUUCAUCUCUUUUUAAUGAUGCUGCUGAACACAAGAAAUACCCUGAUGUACUCCAGUACUCUGUGUGGAUUACAGGGCAAAACUACACUCUGCAUUUGGAAAGGAACAAGGGACUUGUGGGGAAAAACUUCUCUGUGACACAUUACUCUGAUCAGGGAACCCGAGUUUCAACCACUCCAGAUCUAAGUGUUCACUGCUACUACCACGGACACAUCGUGGGAGUGGAGGACUCUUCUGCCAGCAUUGGACUCUGCUCAGGAAUAAAGGGGUUUGUGCGCCUCCAGGACCAGAUGUACCUCAUUGAGCCUCUCGGUGCCGAGAGAGGACAGCAGGACAACGGACAGAGCUCUGACGCUCGCAGUGAUGAGGGUCUUCAUGCUGUUUACAACUACAAACACCUGAGGAGGAAGAGGAGCUCCUGUUCCCAUGGAAACACGACCACUUUCUAUGAUCACAUAGCUCGUCCGUCUGGACCGUUCCGGCUCGCCAGUCUGAAAAGCAGAGCUCAGACCGCAGCGCGUACAGGGAGAACGAGGACGGUGGAGCUGGUCGUUGUGGUUGAUCACAGAGAGUAUACGAAGUUUGGCAGUAAGAAGACAAUAGAGGCCAGAGCGCUUGAAAUAGCAAACCAUGUGGACAAGCUCUAUCGACCUGUGGGCGUUCGUGUCAUGCUGGGCGGCCUGGAUAUCUGGUCAUACAAAGAUCAGAUAGAGGUCAGCGCUGACCCUGAGCUCACCCUCCGUCGCUUCCUUGAGUGGCGUCAGCGGCACCUUCUGCCGAGGACCAAACACGACAAUGCGCAGUUCAUAACAGCUGUGGAUUUUGAUGGCCCCACUGUUGGGUUAGCAAACACCAACGCUAUGUGCACCUCUAACUCUGGAGCUGUCAAUGAGGACCAUAACACUAACCCAAUUGGAGUGGCCUCCACUAUUGCGCAUGAGAUGGGUCACAACCUGGGCUUGUCCCACGACACUGAAGACUGUGUCUGUGGCACUUUCACCUCAAAAAAAGGCUGCAUUAUGUCAGAGAGCGUCGGCCUUGUGUAUCCGGAGCUGUUCAGCAGCUGCAGUCGGCAGCAGCUCAGCAAGUUCUUGGAGGAGAUCAACCCCACCUGUCUGCUUGACACGCCUUCCACUGAUCGGGUUUAUGGGGGGCCUGUGUGCGGAAACGCCUUCCUAGAGCCUGGAGAGGAGUGUGACUGUGGCACAGUUGAGGAAUGCAAGAAUCCCUGCUGCAAUGCCACCACCUGCAAACUGAAUGCAGGAGCCCAGUGUGCAGAGGGAGCGUGCUGCCACAACUGCCAACUGAAACCGACAGGCAGCGUCUGCCGACCGAAGGCAGGAGACUGCGACCUGGCAGAAUAUUGCACUGGCUUCUCUGCUGUCUGUCCAACUGACGCCUACACCCAAAAUGGCCUGUCGUGCAACCGUGGAAAAGGAUACUGCUACAAUGGACAGUGUCCUUCACGUCGGGAACACUGCAAAAGACUUUGGGGACCAGAUGCUGAAGUUGCUUCAGAUGCUUGUUUCUAUCUGCAUGGAAACUGCAGAAAGACAGCGUUCAACCAGAGAUGCUCCAGCCGAGAUCAAUCCUGUGGUACACUUUUCUGUUCUGGGGGAUGGGAGUUUCCUGUGACAUCCAGGAAGUCCAUUUACAAAGCAGGAAAUGGAGACAUGUGCAACAUGGCAUCUAUGAACCCUGAAGAUAACUACCCUGAAGAUCUGGGCAUGGUACCUACUGGCACUAAGUGUGGCAACAACAUGGUAUGCUACAAUCAACGGUGUCAAGAGAUUAAAAACAUAAGGAUGUAUGGAAGAGAUGACUGCUCUGCCAAAUGCAACAACCACGGGGUCUGCAACCAUGAGAGCACAUGUCACUGCGAUCCUGGCUGGGCUCCACCUUUCUGUGAUGUGCAACAGUCGGAGCUGCCUCAGGAGUCAGGCCUGGUUAAGUUCAUUGUGUCACUGGUGGCUGGUUUACUUCUGCUUUUGGUUUUGGUUAUCGGGAGUUUGAUGUGGUGCGUCAGGAAACGACAGCCCAUGAAGAGAUACCUCCCAUCUUCCUCGGGACAAUUCAACCCAUUGUUUCGGUCAAGCAGCGAACGACGCAGGCCCCCUCUCGGUUCAAAACAGAUCAGCCAGCCUACAUUUUUGGAGUCGUCAGCCACUCAAGCCUGUAAACCACUGUUCUCUGCUCCUACCAGACCACAGACUGGAGAACUGAAGCCCAGCAGAUCAGCUCCAGAGCCACCCAAGAAAGCACCAGCUGUACCGCAGCUAUCAAAGUUUCAGCAGGCUGUAAAGCCAUUCACACAGGCACCAGCUAUUUCAAGGAAGCCUGUCUAUACUGAGUCUCUUUUUUUUCAGAGUAAGCCACUGCCUCCAUCUAGACCUCUGCCACCACUUGCAGCAAAGCCGAUCAUGACGCCAAAGCCUCCAAUGCCUCCAGUGAAGCCAAAGCCUUCUGCACCCCUGUCUUCACUGCCUCACACUCAGCUGGUAUGUAUUCAGACAGCAGACAGAGUCAGACAUUCUCAAAGGCAUUCACGUUUAUGAAGAUGUCUGUGGUUUUUGGCACUGUCCUAACAUAGCAGUGUAAUGAACAAGCAGUUAGUGAGUUAGUAAGCAUAUAAACUUCUCCUGACCACCACCGAGUAGCUGAGACACGGAGAUGGGGGAAUAAACACACAGGACCAAGUUUGGAGAAUGAAAACAGCAGUUGUGCAGCGAGUGUCUCAUCCAAAAUACGCACGCUAAUACUAUUUAUU
Archocentrus centrarchus (flier cichlid) is the source of this 2969-nucleotide messenger RNA. It is a transcript of the gene adam8a, whose product is annotated as ADAM metallopeptidase domain 8a. Lineage: Eukaryota; Metazoa; Chordata; Actinopteri; Cichliformes; Cichlidae. Gene Ontology annotation, molecular function: cell adhesion molecule binding; metalloendopeptidase activity. Gene Ontology annotation, biological process: proteolysis; positive regulation of membrane protein ectodomain proteolysis; positive regulation of cellular extravasation. The record is from RefSeq and is a predicted model, not a curated record. The coding region runs from base 82 to 2757 and encodes 891 amino acids. The transcript is spliced from 24 exons.